Rhipicephalus sanguineus (brown dog tick) is the source of this 1082-nucleotide messenger RNA. RefSeq names its product probable U3 small nucleolar RNA-associated protein 11. The transcript has 8 exons. Lineage: Eukaryota; Metazoa; Arthropoda; Arachnida; Ixodida; Ixodidae. Gene Ontology annotation, cellular component: nucleolus; small-subunit processome. Gene Ontology annotation, biological process: rRNA processing. The coding region runs from base 138 to 899 and encodes 253 amino acids. The record is from RefSeq and is a predicted model, not a curated record.
ACCCAUCGUCAUCGCUACGCAAAUAUGGCGGCGUACAGCGUUAAAAUUUCCACGACGGCUCUGUAAUUGCUGUGUACUUCCUCUCGCAAGUUGCGUGUUCCUGACUUGAUUGCGUUGCUUGAUCAACAGCUGUAAAGAUGUCUUCAUUCGCAAAAGCAGCCAAGGCAGGCCAGAGGAUACACAAAGAGCGGCAGCAGCCGGAAGCCAGGCGUCACCUUGGUGUACUAGAGAAAAAGAAGGACUACAAGCUCCGAGCGAGGGACUACCAGAAUAAACAAAAGCGACUAAAACGACUACGGCAGAGAGCACUCACUAGGAAUCCGGAUGAAUUCUACUUUCACAUGGUCAACGCCAAACUCGAUGGAGGCGAGCACCACGACAGAGUGAAAGGUGAAGAGUUCACGCCGGCACAGCUAAAGCUUAUGCAGACACAAGAUGUCAACUACGUCACCACAAAGCGUGUGACCGAAGCAAAGAAAAUUGAAAGACUCCGAGCAAACCUCCAUCUUCUUGAUGAUAGCAGUGAGCGUGUGAAGACUCACACAUUUUUUGUAGACUCCAAAAAGGAAGCUCAAAACUUUGAUUUUGCCAAGAAGCUGGAAACUCACCCAUCUCUGUUGGGCCGAGCCUUCAACCGACCAAAACUGGAAACCCUUCACAAGGAAUCCAUCGCUGAUAUUCCAGAGGACGUGAUCAAGGCAACAACGCAUGAAAUGAAAAAGAGCUACCGAGAGCUGACCAAGCGGCUGGAGAGGCAAAAGGAGCUCAAAGUAGUCGAGCAGAAGAUGAUCGUGAAGAAGAAGCUCCUUGACAAAAAGAACCCACCGGUGAAAAAAGUCAGGGAAGGUACGAAGGAUUCCGCUCCAGUCUACUUGUGGAAAAAGGAAAGAAAGCGAUGAGAGCCAAGGACCAGGGUGCAUUCAGCUCAGCGUAAAGCAUCCACGCAAAGAAAGCCACGAGAAAUGGACAAGUCGGGCAAAGCCAGAUUGUCGCUUCUGUCUCUUGUGGUUUCACAACCACUCAACUGACUGCAGGUGUGCAUGUACAGUCAUUUCUUUUGUGAAAUAAAUAUGUUCAUGUUU